Melanotaenia boesemani (Boeseman's rainbowfish) is the source of this 2278-nucleotide messenger RNA. It is a transcript of the gene ctnnbl1, whose product is annotated as catenin, beta like 1. The transcript has 16 exons. Gene Ontology annotation, cellular component: spliceosomal complex. The record is from RefSeq and is a predicted model, not a curated record. Lineage: Eukaryota; Metazoa; Chordata; Actinopteri; Atheriniformes; Melanotaeniidae. The coding region runs from base 126 to 1850 and encodes 574 amino acids.
ACGUCUCCUUUACGGCAGGCAUGUGUCUCUGGUUAGCUUGUUGUUAUUCGAAUAGCUAAUCGUACAGGCUCUUUUUUAUCUUUUACGCAAAAUUGUUAUACCGUGAAGACUUUCAACGUUGACAAAUGGAUGUGGGAGAGCUCCUGAACUAUCAGCCUGAUAGAGGAGCAAAGCGUCCUAGGGAGGAAGAUGGAGGUGAGGAUGACUCCAGAGGAGGGAAGCAACAGAAAGGUCUGAGUGCUAGGGAACAAGCCAGGUACCGGGAAGCAGGAGUAGGGUUGGAAAGAGUUGCUGAGAUGAGGGAGACUGAAGAGCUGACCGAGGACAAAAAGGUGAUCUUAGACAAACUGAUGGACCAGGACGAAGAAGAACCAGAGGCAGAGCCAGUUGAUGAGAGCUCGGUGAAGAAAAUGAUCCUGACCUUUGAGAAAAGGUCAUACAAAAACCAGGAACUAAGGAUUAAGUUUCCAGACAACCCAGAAAAGUUCAUGGAGUCAGAGCUGGACUUAAAUGACAUUAUUCAAGAAAUGCAUGUGAUUGCAACAAUGCCAGAUCUCUACCAUCUGCUUGUGGAGCUGAAUGCUGUCCACUCACUGCUGGGCCUGCUUAGUCAUGAAAACACUGAUGUGGCCAUAGCAGUGGUGGACCUCCUGCAGGAGCUGACAGAUAUCGACACACUGCACGAGAGCGAGGAGGGAGCUGAGGUUCUCAUAGAUUCUGUGUUGGAAGGGCAGGUGGUGGCCUUGCUGGUGCAGAACAUGGAGCGGCUAGAUGAACAGGUGAAAGAGGAGGCGGAUGGCAUCUUUAACACACUGGCAAUCAUAGAAAAUAUGGCGGAGUUCAGACCAGGACUGUGCAGUGAGGCUGCCCAGCAGGGACUCAUGCAGUGGCUGCUCAAGAGAAUUAAGGCAAAGAUGCCGUUUGAUGCUAACAAGCUGUACUGCAGUGAAAUCCUGGCCAUCUUGCUGCAAAAUAACGACAAUACUAGAGAACUGCUGGGGGAGAUGGAUGGCAUUGAUGUGUUAUUGCAGCAACUCUCUGUGUUCAAACGUCACAACCCAAACACAGCUGAGGAGCAGGAGAUGAUGGAGAACCUGUUUGAUGGUCUUUGUUCCUGUCUCAUGCUGCCUUCCAAUCGUGACCGCUUCCUCAAAGGAGAGGGCCUUCAGCUAAUGAAUCUCAUGCUCAGAGAGAAGAAAAUGUCUCGAACCAGUGCUCUGAAGGUCCUGGACCAUGGGAUGAUCGGACCAGAGGGAGCAGAUAACUGCCAUAAAUUUGUGGACAUCCUAGGCUUGCGAACUAUCUUUCCGCUUUUCAUGAAAACACCCAAGAAGAUGAAGAAAACUGGUACUUCAGAGAAAGAACAUGAAGAACACGUCUGCUCCAUCAUCGCUUCCAUGCUGAGAAAUCUGAAGUCCCAGCAGAGAACCAGACUGCUUAACAAGUUCACAGAGAACGACUGUGAGAAGGUUGAUCGACUGAUGGAGUUACAUUUUAGGUACCUGGAGGCUGUUCAACAGGCUGACAAGAGGAUUGAAGGGGAGAAACAUGAGAUGGUUCGUCGGGGGGAGAUCCUGGAUGACAGCAUGGAGGAUGAAUUCUACCUUCGCCGUCUGGAUGCUGGACUGUUUGUCCUUCAGUUAAUCUGCUAUAUUAUGGUAGAGAUCAGCAACUCAGGGAUCCCUCAGCUGCAGCAGAGAGUCCAUCAAAUUCUCAAUUUAAGAGGAGGAUCUGUUAAAGUAGUCCGCCACAUCAUGAGAGAGUACGCUGAGAGCAUUGGAGAUGGAAAGAGUGACGAGUUCAAAGAGGCUGAGCGGAAGAGGAUCAUGGACCUUGCAGAAAACUUUUAAUCCUAUUUUUUCAUUCUUUGCCUUUGCUUAUAUCUUUCAGACACACUCAAACACAGACGAAAGCCCAGCAACUCAGAUUUUAAACUGACUGCAGAAAUACUGCAGAGAAAAGGAAAAUACCAACAUUUAUCAUUUUUAUGGUUUAAAAGAAAUGUACACACAUCCAAAUGGGAAAUAUUUUUACUAAUAAUUUGAGGCUUUAAUUAAUGAAGCAGAAUGGGUGAAGAGUGUGCAUGCAAACGUGCACGGAGCCACCAUGCAAUGUCUUUUUCAACAGCAGUGUUUUUUGUGUCUGUACUGUGGUAUUGAAAGCUGAGGGAUAUUGUUUGGACAAAGAUCUGCAAAUUAUAUAUCUCGAUUUGUUUGUUUCUGGACUUAGUUGUAAAAUAUUUUCGAAUAAAACAUUUGGUAAUAAAAUUUUGAUUUGA